Messenger RNA from Fomitiporia mediterranea MF3/22, 2073 nucleotides. RefSeq lists its product as uncharacterized. The coding region runs from base 1 to 2073 and encodes 690 amino acids. Lineage: Eukaryota; Fungi; Basidiomycota; Agaricomycetes; Hymenochaetales; Hymenochaetaceae. The transcript has 2 exons. The record is from RefSeq and is a predicted model, not a curated record.
AUGGCGUCUGGCGGGAACGAGGAGAUCGUGAUCAAGAGAAAGCGUCGGCGGACUGCAGCCGUUGACCCUUGUCUGGGCUACCACGGACACAGAGUAGCCCAUGAUGCCAUUGCCACACCAUCUUUCAGUAUCACAACGAAUGUCAAUUAUGGUGGUAAUGAUGAUGACGUUGAUGCACGGGAAGAAUACACUAAGAAGACAGAUCUGAAAGAGACGAGUACGGCAUCCUCUGACUCUGUGCCAGCGAUUACAUCUCCAUUCUCCGAGGAAGCAGAGUUUAUCACUGUUGAGGACUUCCUUCGUCGCCAAGAAAUUCCGAGUACUCGUCGGACUCGGAAAACUUACAGCCGCAAGAGGCGCCGAGUAAUUCAAUCUUCGUCAGAAAACGAAGAGGAGAGGUGUAAUCUCACUAGCAAGUGUGUUGGCGCCAACUUAGGCGCCGUGGGUAAUAAUCCUAGCCCGACCACAUCCCACAAACGAUCAAAGACCAACAUGAGCAUCACUGACAGGAACUCAAAGAAACCAUCACGAAAGCAACAAAGGGUCCAUACCUCAUUUUCCAAACGCAUACAGCGAGCUGCCGUUCUGUCUGGGGCUGACCUGGAAUUCAAUUCCCCACCUACAACGCCUCUCGCAUUACGCCUUGUUCCACACGAUGUUUGGUACUCUCCUAGAUCACCUCCUCGAGAUAAACGAGCCAAAUUUGUGGAUCCUCGGAUUCCGCGUCCACUCGACACCUCGUUUGCAAACAAAGAGAAUACACCAUACGAGACUCGGCCUCGUUUACCUUUGUCUCAGUGGUGCUCGCCCUUCAAGCAGAUGAAAGAUGUACCACAUUCUGUGCUUCCCAAAGGCGCAGAAGCGAAUGCAAGUCUUCCCCAGACUCCUCGGUCAACCCUGACGCCUCUCCAGCUCGUAUCGUAUGCGGAACAUAAUCAAACUCGUUCUGCUAAGUUUUACCAGUACGUUUCUUUCUCGGUGAUCUGUCAGUUUCGUUCCGAAGCUAUUUUCUUUAGGAUAUUAUCGAUGAGUGGCCGUCCGGUGAUCGCUCCGUUGGUCUUGGAAGCACACUGUGAUCUACCUUCCCUGACAAUGACCAGACUUGGUAACGACAAAGAUGAUCCCUUCGUGUCACUUCCUCUAGACGAGGGUUCCCAAACAAGAGCUCCCCCGACUCAAAUUCAUCAAGCAUCAAUGCAACAAAAUGAAGAUGACAACUCUAGAUCAGUUCUGCAUGUGCUUUCUUCCGAUGACCUUGAGAUUCUCGUACCAGCUACAUCUCCAUCUCCGUCUCACGCUCCUCCAACCCAGGAUUCAGCCCGACCAGGCGAGAAGAACGACGAAAACAAUGACCCUCUUCAACCCCUCGAAUUGAAUUGCGCUUCAAACUCAUCUAACGCGCAAGCUCCGGCUCCUUCUGCUAAGGUUCUUCAUACUAUUACUGGCUCAGACUCUGUUGCCGCUUCUCAGCCACGAAGACCUUUGCGUCGAAUUGGUACAAUGCUCGAAGGGUUUAUGGAAACUGCUCGCAGUGUCCUCUUGUCUCAGUCUCAACCGCAGAUGCCCCAAGCUUGCUCUCGCUCUCGAGAUCCAUCGAUUGACCAUGACCUUCUUGAAAGGAAUAUGUCAGUGAAGAAGUCCAAAAUUGAUAGGACCAUGUCUCGGAGUGGGAGAGUAGUCGUUUCGAGUCCGGCUCGCCUUACUAACAUCUCCAAGGCGCAAUACCAAGGUACAAGCCCAGCUUUGCAUCGGUCGACCGCGACAAGCAGAAGAAAGAAAAGGAACAGGAAGGCUACGUCUAUGCCAUCUGUCUCUGCCUAUCUUGGUCAUACCAUUAAACGAUCCCAGCUUGAAACCGAGGAUCAACCAUCUGUAUCGUCGUCAACAAAUCCACAACAACAUAAUGUAUAUAGUCCUCUUCAAGACCCAACUCACACCAUAUUCCCCGUUGUGGUCGAAGAUCGAGAUCGUCCUUCGUUCUUCGAUGACUAUGACGUCCCAGACUUGUCAGACCUACUUGAAGAUGCUGAGCCGCGGAGUCAUGCACAAAUUAUGCUUUCGCCAACUGUAUAA